Molecule: messenger RNA, 774 nt
Organism: Suhomyces tanzawaensis NRRL Y-17324
Lineage: Eukaryota; Fungi; Ascomycota; Pichiomycetes; Serinales; Debaryomycetaceae
Exons: 1
Coding region: 16-285 (89 amino acids)
Source: RefSeq, a predicted model, not a curated record
UUCUGGUCGGCAGACAUGGCUCAAGGUAAAUUGAAGUUAAAGCCUUCAUCUGGUCCAGGUAGAGCUGCUAAGAAGGCGCACGCUUCCAAGAAAGCUGCCCCAAGAAUCAUCAAGCCCAAGAGAACUCAGGCCAAGGACGCCCUGAAGUUGACUAAGAUCCACCAGGGUCAGUUGAUGUCAUCCACCGAAAAGUUGAUUGCCAGCAGAGUUGGACACUUGGAAAUCAUCAAGGGCUCAAGAAGACAGGUUGAGAAGGCUGCCAAGGAACAGGCUAAAAAGAAGUAAAUCGUGGGUGGUUUUUAUGACAACUAAAAUGUCCUUAUCGAACAUUCUCUCGUCGUUUCCCUCAAAACUGGUACAAGUGCCUGAAGUGCCUGCACAGGUCCCGAAAUACCUCGAAGAGGACCAGGUGGAAAAGAAGCCGUUCAAAGGCGAACUCACGCGUGCUGUUCCCGAAUUGAUAGCGUUGGAACCUGAUUUGGUCCGUGAAGAAGAAAGGAAACAGCGCAAACUCCGAAGGGUACAGUAGUGUAUAUUGAACAGUAUUCUCACUUUGGACAAGCUUCCAAUCUGAGGAGUAUUAUAGUACGAUUUAAGAUUACUAGUUGGAAAUUUAUGUAUAUUAGUGAAUUUUUGAAUUAUUUUCAUUUUCUUGGCUUAUUUGCAGAGGAUUUUAGUAUUGUUGGUACCAGUCGACUAAUAUCCCCACCUGAGUGAAGAUUGUAAGAUCUAGUAGAACAUGCAAGCUGAGAAUAAAUAUAGUCUGGAUCAAAU